AGUGUCUCCUCCUGUCCAGUAGGGGGCAGUAAUGCGACAGUGAGCCGUUUGGCAAACUCCAGAAACAAAAAGAAGAUAAGUCGGCGAAACUCAAACAAACCUGUUGGUGUAACUGUCCACAACAAAUAAAUAGGGAUUUUUCUCCUGUUUUUCCAUUUCUUAUCAUCCAUAUAGGCAGCGAAGCAACAUAUCGAGCUGAUACAGUCGUUAAUAAUGCUGUCGUGAAUUUAUUAUCACUCCUAACUGGAAGCGAGACGAUAUAUUUAGCAGUGAAUUAGCAACACUGUAACGAGCCGUUUAACGACGCUACCGAUGAGUGCUAGCCGGGUUAUAGCGUCCACGAAGGGCAGGAGGAAAGCUGCUCUCACCCGGACCAAGGAGCACCGACCCUCCGGAUCCAACAAGGUGCUGGCCGAGAGGAACCAGGCGGUGGUGGCGGUGGGAGCCUGGGUGGAGGGCGGACAAGACUUCGAGGAUCCGUCUGAGCUGGCUUUGCUAACUGAUGAGAUCCAGACAGAGAAGAGGAGGGAGAACGAAGAGAGCCUACGAAGAUUUCAAGAUGAAGUGCGCCACCGUGUGGCACAAGUCAGCAAGAAGCGACAGCAGCUUCAAAAAACAGACUCAGUGGUGAAACCUGACCGGAGAAUCCCGCAGCAGCAUCAUGUCUGGACCCAGCAUGUUUCUGCUGGCAAGAAGCUGACGUUUGCCUCUCCUCAGAAGGAAAAACGCAUUUCCAGAGUGAUGGAGAGGAGCCCCCAGGAGUCCAGUGAAGGUAUGAGGCAGGUCAGACUCAGACUGGCUGCCUGCCGGAUGAUCCCACAUGGGGAAAUGACGUCAGACCUUCCUGGUGGCGAAUGGAACAUCUCUCCAAGCAAACAUAAAGCUGAAUCUCAUGUGCCAAGAGCAGAGCAAGAAGUGGAAGAGGAGGAGGAGGAAGAGGGAGAAGAUCUGCUCUUCACCAGUCAACAUGAAUGUCCCCUCGUUCAGCAGAACAUCAGCAGUAGCACCUUUCAUCACGGUUUGGUGAGUGGGCGUGACUUGUGGGAUACGCACCGAUCACAACCUGAUCCUGGUUCCAAGUCCAACCUCAGAGAACCACAGGUCCUGUGGCCUCUGGCUGACCAAGAGGAACUGAAAAGACAGCGUCAGUCUCAGUUCCUGAUGCACCGCCGGCUGUUCAUGAACAUUGAGAGAGAGCAAGUGAAGGAGAACAAACAGCACAGGAAACACCUGAAGAGGACGGCAAGGAUCAAAGCAGAGAAAGAACAGAUACGUCUGGAGGAAGAAAGAAAGUUGGAGAGAGCGCGGCAGCUCGCCGAGGCCCAACAGAAGCUGGAGGAGAGAGAGCUGCUGAUUCUGGAGCGACUGAAACUUGAGGAGGAGGAGAGAGUGGUGGAACUGGAGAGGAGAAAAAGAGAGGAGAAAGGGAAAGUAGCUGCAAGGUUCAUUGAGGCUCUGAGAGCUCAGAUGAAGGAGCGACUGUCUCAGGAGAAGCUAGAGCUCCCUCCUCUCUGCUGCUGUGCAUCCUCUUUCUGGGAUUCCCACCCCGACACCUGUGCUAACAACUGUGUCUUCCACAACAAUCCCAAAGCAUAUGCCCAGGCAUUACAUUCAGCAAUGCUGAGUUUGGAUUGUUAACAAAGGAAGAUGAUGAGCUGCAGUGGAGGUUGUCCAGUAGAAACAGGCUCAUUGCUCACUGUUUUUGAAGGAACAAUCCAACAUUUUUUGAAAUACAGAGUAAGUUGUAUCCCUGUCUGUCCUCUACAGAGAUCAGUCCAGGAAAUGUUUAGCCUCCAGACUAAAAUAUUUCAACAACUACUGGAUGGAUUGCUGUGAAAUGUUGUACAGACAUUCAUGUUCCCCUCAGGAUGAAUCCAAAUGACUCUGGUGAUAGCUGACUUUUCAUCUACCACCGUCAUCAAGUCAGUAGGUUUUCACUCCAGUGAUGAAUUUCAACAUCUACGAUGAAUCUGCAAAAACCUUUGCAUUUGUGGUUAAGAGUGAAACAUCUGUUAAAAUGUUGUUGGAUUGCCAUGAAAUUUGGUACAGACAUUCAUGUUCCUUUCAGGAUGAAUUGUAAUGACUUUUCUGGUAUUGUAGGAUCACUACAUCAUCAGGUCAAAAUUUCACUUUGUCCAAUACUUUGGUUUAUGAUCAAAUUCCUGCACGACUAAUGAGAUUACCAUCAGCACUAAUUAGCGAAUGUUAGCAUACUAACAUGCUAAGCAAAGAUGGUGAACGCAGUAAAUGUUACACCUACUAAACAUCAACAUGUUGGCAUUAGCAUUUAGCUCAAAGCACCACUGUGCCUAAGUACAGCCUAACAGGGCUCACAGUGUAGCUGCAGACUCUUUGUUGUGUUCUCUUUGUGAAAACUGAGCCUUUAUAUGCUAUUUGACAUUUUGACUAUUUUAUAAAACCACACUGUACUUUACCUGUUAUAUCAUUAUUAUUAUUAUUACCGGCAUUAUUUAAGUAUAAUUAAUGGAUUUCUCUCUAUAUGUAAUUAGUGAAGUGAUUUUACAUGAUUAAUAAAGCAUCAGGGAAGUCAAUACAUGUGUACAUGUGCUUUUGAGAACCUGUUUGUUGUGUAAUCGCUCACUGUGUUGUAAAGAUCUGAUCUGGUCAUGUCAAUUUUCUUCAGGGCUGUAUUUGAAAAAAAUAAUAAUAAAAAAGACUGAUCUCU
Molecule: messenger RNA, 2686 nt
Organism: Thunnus maccoyii (southern bluefin tuna)
Lineage: Eukaryota; Metazoa; Chordata; Actinopteri; Scombriformes; Scombridae
Gene: ccdc15
Product: coiled-coil domain containing 15
Exons: 10
Coding region: 313-1638 (441 amino acids)
Cellular component (GO): centrosome
Source: RefSeq, a predicted model, not a curated record